This is a messenger RNA of Anolis sagrei ordinatus, 2406 nucleotides long. NCBI's taxonomy places the organism in Eukaryota, Metazoa, Chordata, Lepidosauria, Squamata, Anolidae. The record is from RefSeq and is a predicted model, not a curated record.
CGUAGCUGAAGGAUUCCUCCUGAGCCAAAUGGAGGAUAACAAGAAGCAGGGGGAAGGACAAAUGAAGUUGGCGAGAGUUUUUCACAAGAGAGUGAUGACUGUGAUGGAUUCCACGCAGGAGCCAUUGUUCAUGGAGAACCAACACAAGAAGGAUGGAACAGCCGCCACAUCAAGUGGAGAGAUGACCCACACAAUUCACAUGAGGCCCCCUCCUCUUCAUGCUGGAAUGCAAUCGCUUGCUGUGUGGCUCUCGAAUCAGGAUCUAGUGUCCUUUGAAGAGGUGGCUGUACGUUUCACAGAGGAGGAAUGGGCCCUUCUGUCCCCUGACCAGAAAACUUUGCACAGAGAAGUGAUGGAGGAAAAUUCAAAGAACCUGAUCUCACUAGUAGGAGAAUGGCAAAACAAUGAGAAAACCAAUCAGGAAAGAAAGAAAACAGAAGCAAAACAGAAGAGGAGAAAAGCAUCCAUUGCUUCUGAAGGGGAGGACUUUAAUAAUUGCACAGUCCUGGGAGAGCCUCAGAGUGCUAAACCUGGAGAUAAAAGGAACAUCUUCCUUCAGUAUCCAAACACUACCAGAGCAAUUCUUAGUACACACCCUAGAAUCCAGAGGGGAGAGAAACCAUAUAAAUGCUUAGAGUGUGGGUUGCGUUUCAGGUGCACCACUCAGCUCAUAUCACACAAAAUAAUCCACACGGAAGACAAUCCGUUUAAAUGCUUGGAAUGUGGCAAGCCCUUCACUUGCAGUUCAAAACUCAGCUUGCAUAAAAGAAUCCACACAGGAGAGAAACCGUAUCAGUGCCUGGAAUGUGGAAAGAGAUUCACGUAUGGGUCAACAGUUAGAAAACAUAUGCGGGUCCACACAGGGGAGAAACCAUACACAUGCCCAGAUUGUGGAAGAAGUUUCAGCGAGAGCACCAAUCUGACACGGCAUCGCAGAAUCCAUAGGAGAGAGAAACCAUUUUCCUGUUCUGAGUGUGGAAGGGGUUUCAGAUGCAGUUCAGAGCUACGCUCCCAUCAAAGGACUCACACUGGAGAAAAACCGUAUAAAUGCUCUCAAUGUGAGAAGACCUUCACUCACUACACUGGCCUUGCUUCUCAUCAAAGGAUCCACACUGGAAAGAAGCUGUAUAAGUGUUCCGAGUGUACAAAGAGCUUCAGCUGUAGUUCGGCACUUAGUUUGCAUCAAAAAAUCCACACAGGAGAGAUGCCUUACCGAUGCUCGGAGUGUGGCACAAGUUUCAGGUGCAAUGCUCAACUGAACUCUCACAAGAGAAUCCACGUAAAUGAGAAUCCGUACAAAUGCUUGGAAUGUGGAAAGCCCUUCACCUGCAAUUCAAAACUCCUUUUACAUCAAAGAACUCACACAGGGGAGAAGCCAUUUCAGUGCACUGAGUGUGGAAAGAGUUUCAGUGACGGCUCGGCUCUUACGAAGCACAAUCGAAUCCACACGGGAGAGAAACCCUAUAAAUGCUCUGAGUGUGGAAGGGGCUUCUCUGACAGCCGAAACCUUGCAAGACAUUGUCGAAUCCACACCCAAGAGAAACCAUAUAGCUGUCUGGAGUGUGGGAAGAGCUUCAGAAACAGUUCAGAGCUUUACUCCCAUGAAAGAAUUCACACCGGUGAGAAGCCAUAUCAGUGCUCUGAGUGUGGAAAGAGAUUCGGUCACAGCAUGAGCCUUAAUUCUCACAAAAGAAUCCACGCAGAGAAGAACCCGUAUAAAUGUUUUCAAUGUGGAAAGCCCUUCCCUUGCAAUUCAAAACUCCUUUUACAUCAACGAACUCACACAGGGGAGAAACCAUUUCAGUGCACAGAGUGUGGGAAGAGUUUCAGUGACAGCUGGGCCCUUACGAAGCACAAUCGAAUCCACACGGGAGAGAAACCUUAUACAUGCCCCGAGUGUGGAAGGAGCUUUGCCGACAGUCGAAACCUUGCAAGGCAUUGCAGAAUCCAUACAGAGGAGAAACCAUUCAGAUGUUUUGAGUGUGGAAAGAGAUUCAGAAGCAGUUCAGACCUUUACUCGCACGAAAUAGUUCACACUAGUGAGAAGCCAUAUAAAUGCUUUGAUUGCGGGAAGAGAUUCAGUCGCAGAAUGAGCCUUAAUUCUCACCAAAGAAUCCACACAGGGGAGAAACCAUACAAAUGCUUCAAGUGUGGAAACAGUUUCCGAUGCAGUUCUCAACUUUCCUUGCAUAAGAAGAAAUCACACUGGAAUGAAACUGUAUGAGGGGUCACUACAAAAAGAUCUUCUGCACAAGGGAGGAACUUAUCAUAGAAUCAUAGAGUUGGAAGAGACCACACGGGCCAUCUAGACCAACCCCUAUCAUCCAUACCUCAGUUGUUUUGUUAAGACGGCACAGAUUCUAAGAUGCACAUUAAUUUCAGUAGCACCAACUGAUAAACAUUUUU